Blastomyces dermatitidis ER-3 is the source of this 2432-nucleotide messenger RNA. Its product is annotated as WD repeat-containing protein. Gene Ontology annotation, molecular function: DNA binding; protein binding. The transcript is spliced from 3 exons. Gene Ontology annotation, biological process: regulation of DNA damage checkpoint. Lineage: Eukaryota; Fungi; Ascomycota; Eurotiomycetes; Onygenales; Ajellomycetaceae. The coding region runs from base 191 to 1807 and encodes 538 amino acids. Gene Ontology annotation, cellular component: nucleus. The record is from RefSeq and is a predicted model, not a curated record.
GCUCUACGCGCGUUUAUUGACUGAGUUCUGAGUUUGACGGAUACGAACCUUGGAAUCGCGAAAACUCCAGAGCGAGCAUUGAACAGUGUGGUGUCUCCAUCGAGAUAUCCGGGACCUCUCGAGGCCGUUGCUUGGUCCUUUAGCCGUAUUCUCCUUUCUGUAACGCUUGUUAUUAUUACUUAUUUGAGCUAUGCCCCACACGGAAUCCGUCCCAGAGUUGUCCGAUUUCGAAAAGCAGCGCGCAGCCAAUAUCGCGGAGCGUGAUGCGCUUUUGAAAAAGCUUACUCAGGAAGCUCAAUCCUCCGGACUAUUUACCAAAGGUUCUUCUACUAAAUCCUCCAGGCCGGUGUCACAGUCUACUAAAAAGACUCCGGCAAAACGUGUCAAGAAAGAGAAUGAAGCGCCAGUACCGCGAAGAACGUCCUCACGGCUUGCUGGAUUGGCAGCCGAUAGCGAGAUAGCAAAGCGCAAAGCUGAUGAGCAAUAUGAAGCUCAAAAGGCUGCUGCGCAAGCGAAAAGAAUUCGGGUUUCCGGUGAUCUUAAGAUGGGGGACAUACUUGUUGGAGGCCAGAAAUGGGAUGGGUCGUUGUUUCUCGGAGAGGAGGCUGCUCCACCGCGCUUUGCGCGAACUUUUGGCGGAGAUGAUAUUGAGAAAACGACAAACAAAGAGCUGAAGUCCUUAAGGGAAAAGAUGAGCGGCUUGAAUCUUUGGGAGCCAUGGGAGCCAAAUCGGAUAAAAAUAACACCGGAAAGAGUAUAUUCAAUGGUCUUUCACCCCACUGAGGCUAAGCCCCUAAUAUUUGCCGGCGACAAGCUCGGCAACUUGGGUAUCUUUGACGCUUCACAAACACUCCCUGUUGCCGUGAAAGUUGAAGACGACGAAGACGAGGACGACGAUGACCCUGACCCUAUAAUAACAACCAUAAAGCCACAUGCCAGAACAAUUAGCUCGAUGCAUCUUCACCCUUCAACACCAUCCAAACUCUACACAGCCAGCUAUGAUGGCUCCGUUCGAGCCUUGGAUCUUGAGAAGUCCAUCUCAACGGAAGCCUACGCACCCGCCUCAAAGUCAGACGAAGAGGCAGUCUCCAGCGUGGACAUGGCACCAGACGACCCGCACGUCCUAUACUUUACCACACUUGAGGGAUUCUUCUUCCGACACGACACGCGAAUGUCAGGAAACGGGCACCCAAGUUAUGAUAAGGAUACUAAAAGGAGUAGCACAGAUAUCUACCAGCUGUCAGAGAAGAAAAUCGGUGGAUUUUCCCUCUGCCCUUCACAGCCGCAUCUCUUUGCAACUGCCAGUUUAGACCGCUUCAUGCGUCUCUGGGACCUUCGGCAACUGUCCAGGAAGCACCCGACGCCGGUCGGCGAACAUGAGAGCAACUUGUCCGUUUCGCAUGCCGCGUUCAACAGUGCGGGUCAGGUCGCUACCACUUCGUAUGAUAAUACGGUCAAAAUUUACGAUUUUGGAGCUAAGGGUUUCCAUUCAUGGAAACCGGGUCACAAGCUGAGCGAUGAUGACAUGAGCCCAACCACCACCAUCAGACAUAAUUGUCAGACGGGACGAUGGGUCACAAUCCUCAAACCACAAUGGCAAGCCUCCCCACAAUCAAAUGGCAUACAGCGCUUUUGCAUCGGAAAUAUGAACCGUUUCGUAGACGUCUACUCCGCCGCGGGUGACCAAUUAGCUCAGCUUGGCGGUGAAGGGCUAAUAACUGCCGUCCCCGCCGUUGCCGUAUUACAUCCUACCAUGGACUGGGUUGUGGGAGGUACUGCGAGUGGGAAGGUUUGCCUAUGGAUGUAAGGUGAUGAUGAAGGGGAGGGGAGAGAUCGCCUAGGUGGCUUAGGGGGUGGGAGCGGAAAGCUGAGAAGGCAAGGAAAAUGCUAUUCCUCGCUUUUAUUUGCGUUUUUCCUUCAGGUUACUUCUAGACUCUAGGUGAUAAGUAUUUUGUAACCUGAUAUGUGGAGGAGGCAAGGAGGGAAUAAUAAACUAGGGCAAUUUAAGGCGUGAUAUAAGACCUUAACAAAAUAUACGUGUAUAUUGGAUGUAUGGCAAAGCUAAAUUUUCAUGUUCAUAUCCUUCAACCAAGCUACCGCUGCCGUGAAUACGACAACUCACGACUCUUGGAAUCAUUUUGUCCUAUAAACCCGCGAAAGCACAGGCCCAAUAACCUGAGGGUACAUGGCACGUAUCAUCCGCGGCAGAGGUCCAGUCCAUUUAUAACAGUCUUGAGGGAAACUCAUUCUUGCCACUCCGAGUUUCGUCGUUGAGUCUCCGCUUCUUCAGAGGAACAGGCACAGACCCUGACCCAAAUGUAUUAGAAGAGAGGGCUACUGAUCUUCUUCUGUGGUCCAAAUUAAUAGAUAUAUUAUCACCACCUGAGGUGUUAUUUGGGGGAGCGCUUUCGUCAGUGCUAGUUGGUACGGAU